AUGCGCAAGGUCACGCAAAGGAUUCAUACUGGAGAAAAGCCUUUUGAAUGUAACGAAUGUGGAAAAUCCUUUAACUGGAGUAGACAACUUACCGCACAUAAGAGAGUUCAUACUGGAGAGAAACCCUUUGAAUGUAAUGAAUGUGGGAAAUCUUUUAGCAGGAGUGCCUCCCUUACUAAACAUAAGAGAAUCCAUAUUGGAGAGAAACCCUUCGAAUGUACUGAGUGUGGGAAAUUCUUUAAUUGUCAUGCACACCUUAGUGAACAUAAGAGAAUUCAUACUGGAGAAAAACCCUUUGAAUGUAAUGUGGUCUCCUUUAGGUGGAGAGGACAACUUACUAGACGUAAGAGAAUUCAUACUGGAGAAAAACCCUUUGAAUGCAACGAAUGUGGAAAAUUCUUUAAUCAGCGUGGAAACCUUACUGAACAUGAGAGAAUUCACACUGGAGAGAAACCCUUUGAAUGUAGUGAAUGUGGGAAAUCCUUUGAACAGCGUGGAAACCUUACCGACCAUAAGAGAAUUCAUACUGGAGAGAAGCACUUUGAAUGUAAUCAAUGUGGCAAAUCCUUUAAUUGUCGUGGAAAACUUAUUGACCACAAGAGAAUUCAUACUGGAGAGAAACCUCUUUGA
Vombatus ursinus (common wombat) is the source of this 630-nucleotide messenger RNA. RefSeq names its product zinc finger protein 3-like. Gene Ontology annotation, molecular function: RNA polymerase II cis-regulatory region sequence-specific DNA binding; DNA-binding transcription activator activity, RNA polymerase II-specific. The record is from RefSeq and is a predicted model, not a curated record. Gene Ontology annotation, biological process: regulation of transcription by RNA polymerase II. NCBI's taxonomy places the organism in Eukaryota, Metazoa, Chordata, Mammalia, Diprotodontia, Vombatidae. Gene Ontology annotation, cellular component: nucleus.